Molecule: messenger RNA, 3786 nt
Organism: Brassica rapa (field mustard)
Lineage: Eukaryota; Viridiplantae; Streptophyta; Magnoliopsida; Brassicales; Brassicaceae
Product: DNA-directed RNA polymerases II, IV and V subunit 9A-like
Biological process (GO): transcription-coupled nucleotide-excision repair; transcription initiation at RNA polymerase II promoter; maintenance of transcriptional fidelity during transcription elongation by RNA polymerase II
Cellular component (GO): RNA polymerase II, core complex
Molecular function (GO): nucleic acid binding; zinc ion binding; DNA-directed RNA polymerase activity
Source: RefSeq, a predicted model, not a curated record
AGAAAAAAGAAAAACUAUAAACAUAUAAAUUUAAAUUAAGAAAAACUCACAUUGGAAAAACAAAAAAUUAAUGUAAAAGAAACAAACCGACAAAUAAUAUUAUAAAUAAAAUAAAUUUAUAAGACACAAUCCGCGCGAAGCGCGGAAAAAAUCUCUAGUAUAUUUAAUAAAAACUAAUCGAAAGAUAUGUAGAAAUAAUAGGAAGGUUAGUUAAUAGUAUAUAGAAAUAAUAGGAAGGCUAAUUAAUAGAUAAGUCACAAUAUAUUCAAUAGGUCUAAAAAAAGUAUGUCAUGGUAAUUUUCAAAUAGGACUCUAAUUUAUUAGAUUAGAUAUUAUGUUUUGACAAAAAAAAACUAUUAUAUUACGACUGUUAUUCAAACAAUGAUCUCAUCUAACCAAUGUUUUUAAAUCCGACCCGGACACUGAACCGGAUGACUUACUGGAUUGCUGGAUCACGGGGUCGACCGCGGGUGAACCGCGGAUUAAUAAAUGAAUUAAUUUGAUUAUAUAAUAAUAUAUCAUCUAUGUAAAUAAAAAUAUAGAAACUAAAGUUUAAUAUUUUGUAAAUGUUUUUCAAAACAUAAAAUAAUAGUUUGGAUAUGUAUAUAUUUUAUGUUUAAAAAUAUUUAGAAAAUACUUUACUUUAGUUUUUAUAUUUUUAUUUUCAUUUAUCAUACAAAAUAUUAAAAAAAAUAGUUUAGACUAUUUAAAAUUUUCUCUAACAAGGUAAGAGGUAUGACAUCUAAAAAACCCAAGACAUAAAUUUAUAAAUAUUUAAAUGUCUAAUGUGAAUAAUAAAUUAAAUUUCAAAUAAAAAAUAAACCAAAAGUAAAACAUCAUUGUAAUAAAUUGUCAAAAACGAAAAUAAACUAACACCAAAUCACAUCAACUAAUUUUGGCUUUCCUAUCAUUGUUCAUUUCAUUUUCUUCAGGUGACAUAGCAAAAUAUUUAUCAAAAUCUAAAAAUCACAAAUAUAAAACUGAAAAGGGAAAAACUAUCCUUUUUUUAAAUCAUCACAUAAUUUCUUAAUUGAAAAUUUAGAAUAUAAAACAUAAUCUAAAAACAUAAUUAAAAACUUAAAAAAAUCAAAUAAAAGUUAUUUAUUGGUUCAACCGGUAUCGAAUUUCGAGUUUACUGGGUUUUAGCGGGUUUUUAAAUAUUGGGUUUUACACAAAACCCAAACCGGAUUUUUUCUGGGUCACCGGGUUUACCGGUUCAACCGUGGUUCCGGGUCGGGUUUCAAAACACUGCAUCUAACCAAAAGACCCGGCCAGGUUUUCUCUGAGACUGAUUCACAACAAUAUGGAGAUCCUAAUAUCUCGGAAGUCUGACCCGUCCAACAAUGGAUAUAUCGGAGAUCCUAUUUUCUUGGUUGACCAAAAAAAAAGGAUAUAUCGGAGAUUGUUCUAGAUCCUAAAAUAUAUAUAUAUGUAUAUCUUUCCAAUAACCGUUUUCAACAGAUUCAGACGUCAUGAUAUAAGUUAUACUAUGAAAUUUUGUCGCGAAUGUAAUAACAUUUUGUAUCCAAAGGAGGACAAGGAGCAAAAGAUCCUCCGCUACGCUUGCCGUAAUUGUGAUUACCAGGUUUGGGUUCGGCUUGUUCAGCUUGGUUCAUUUUUGCCUACCUUAGAGAAGGAAAUAGCUGAUAAUUACUGCGUCCACAGAAACGAAGUUCAUCACUCUGUAAGUGAAAAAACUCAGAUCCUAACGGACGUGGCUUCUGACCCGACUCUUCCCCGAACCAAAGCUGUGCGUUGCGCCAAGUGUCAGCAUAGAGAGGCUGUCUUCUUCCAGGUAAAACUAGCUUUAAGUUCUAUCUACUUUGGUCAUGCUACGCUACAUACUUCUGCCACUGCUUAUCCAAUAGAACGUAUGCUCAGUUUCUUGGAACACAUUACAUUUCCAUGUGCAGGCUACGACUAGAUCUGAAGAUGGAAUGGCAUUGUUCUUUGUAUGCUGCAACCGGAAUUGCGGCCAUCGCUGGAGAGAUUAAGAAAGAUUUUUGUUUCAGUUGUCAAUCAUCAGCCUAUGUUUUUCUUAUAGAGAUUGUAAGAGUCCCGAGUGUUCGGUCAAUAAUCAGUUUCUUAGAAAUUCAGAUUUAAACAUCAACCUAUGUUUUGAUGAGAUCUUGAAGAAUUUUAGUAGGGUGGACAAAUAAACCGAAUCCAAGAACCCAAGCUGAAUCCGACGCAAUAAAAAUAAAUCCGAAUCGAAUCCCACAUGAAUACAUAAUGGGAUUUGUUUUAUGGAUUUUGGCUUAUGGGUAUAUCCGAAAUAAACCCGAAUAGAUAUACGAAAAAGAAAAAAAAUCAAAAUAUCAUAAAAUACUCAUGCCAAUCUUCGGUUUUCCGCUUCGGAUUUUAUCUAAUAUGAUAUGUUUGCAUAUAGUUUUGAGUUUUGUUCUCUAAUUUGUUGUUUAUACUCUCAAAUUUUAUUUGUCAAAAAUUACACUAUAACCAAAAAGAAACCGGGAUGAGAGCAUUUUUCAUUUCUCAUUUCAAAUUUUUUUGGUCUUUGUUUUAUUUGGAUAUAUUGGAAACGAAAACUCGAUUAAGAUCCAAACCCAAAAGUAUAUUUUGUAAUUGAUAUUUUGGAAACUAAGUACAAUAUAAUAUUUUGGAAAGGAAAACUCGAUUAAGAUCCAAACCCAAAAUUAUAUUGGAUUCAACCGGUUUUUGGAAAUGUUACUGAAUAUGAGGCGAAUCUGACUAACCUGAACCGGAUCCGAACAAAUUUUUUAUAAUAUCCAAAUGGGGCUAAAAUUCAUAAAACUAAAAACUCGAUCUAACCUAAACCGAAAUCCGAUUGGUUCCCCGAAUGCUAAUGCCUAAGUUCUAGGACAUUCACGUCAUGUAAUUUGUAUUGACUAGGAAAUUGGCAAUUUGGCAUCGGUCCGCAGUCUAAAUUUUUUCAGGGGUUAGAUGUGGAAUAAUGAUAAAGUUAUUGAUAUAACAACUGACUUUAAAAUAAAUAACCAAUUCAAAGAUUAAAAUCAAAAUUAAAAUUAAAAUUAAAAUUGUCAAAUGAUCCAAACUAAAAUUGUAUAUAUUGAUACCACUUUAAUUUAUAGAUUAUUCAUAUUUUCCAAAAAUUAUAUAACAAAUUUUUAUAAAAUUUUACAUUAUAUUUCCAAUUUAAGAAAACAAAUAAGCGAAAUGCAUUUAAAAAUUAAUUUGAUUUACCUACUUACUUACUUAGAACCAAAAACUGUUGUAGCUCAACUUCAAAAGUAACUACAACCCAAUAUAUUUCUCAAAAAAACUACAACGCAAUAUACACCAAAAAUAAACAAGUAAAUCUGUCAGACUUUUGUACAUUAAAUUUCUUGUAUAAUUAGGAUAAUAAUAUAUUAUUAUUUGGAACAGUUUUGUCUAUUUUUCAUAUACAAAUAAUAAAUGAGGUAAAUAUCAUAUAAAAUGAAAGUAAAUAUUAAUUAAUUAUUUUAUAAACAUGGGAAAUAUCCUAUAUGUUAUAUUUAAAUAUCUUAUAUACAAUUUUCAUUUGUAUAUUCCUCAGAAAUGGUGGUUAGAGACAACUGUUUUGUAAUAACAAAAUAAUUAUAUAAUCAGAUUCGUGUAGUGGAAUCUGAUGAAACAGAGAUUGAAAAUAACAAACAGAUGAGUAAGCAAAAAGUAAAUUAAAUUGCAACACAAGGAAAGUUUACAAACUGCUUUAAAUUGGUUCAUGUGUCAAAGAACUCCAUUUUAUUUAUCAUUCUAAAAUAGAGUUUAUAGUAAAAAUAUUUCAAUUAUGCUAUUUUUCAUAUUUUAGAACAAAAAAAAAAA